Mycena citricolor is the source of this 13738-nucleotide messenger RNA. The record is from the annotation of a GenBank genome assembly. Lineage: Eukaryota; Fungi; Basidiomycota; Agaricomycetes; Agaricales; Mycenaceae.
UCAACGGAUAAAUGUAUCUUCUCAUUACAAGACUUGGCACUACGCUCGUUAUUCAGGAGAUCAGCAAUCUACGCCUAACUUGUCCUCAACUUGCAAAUCACUCUCUUCAACAUUCAGACUACAUCACACUCUCCAACUAAUGCCCCCUGUACAACUCAAAACUGGGACUUGCGCACGGUGUCGAUCGAAGAAGACCCGCUGUGACGGGAAUGAGCCGUGCAACAAAUGCUCCGCCGCGAAUUCGACAUGUAACUAUCCCGAUGGUGCGAAGGAGGGUCGUUUUGGGAUGGAGUUAAAGAAGGGUGCUGCAUGUAUCCCUUGUCGGCGAGUACUCUUACGAUCGCAGGUGGCAACGGCGACUUACUCUCCAUUUCAGAAAGAAGAAAAAGGUGAGUAUGUGUGUGGUCUGUUCGCAGCCCUCACCUCUCGCUGAACUUUCGUGCAUCAGCGCUGCGACGGAAUGCUGCCCUGCCGAACCUGCAUUGCAGGCCGGCAUACCAUUCCCUGCACAUACGCAGACAAUGUUGAGCCUCUUCGCCGUCCAUCUCCCGGAAGACUAGAAACCCCCAACGCCUCGCCUCUACUGGAUAUCUCCUCGGCGAGCAGCGCCUCCUCGUCCACUCUAUCCGAUACUUCACCUUCUAGUGUGGAUGAGCAUUUCCGCUUCAUUAAUUCUCGUGGAUUUUCCCCCAGUCCCUUCGUCGAUGCCGAAUUGCCUGACUACAUCACCUUCUCUGAUUUGUCUCAGGCGCGAGAACUGUUCGUAGACUUCGCGGAGGAUCGAGACUUGGUCGGUCAAUUCCAGAAUAUGCGCAAGAAUGAUCCUCCAAAACCUGACACUCCGACAUUCGAUCUCAUCUUCGAGUCAGAGGUGCAGGGGCAAGUCUACUCGUUACCCGAGACUCCAAAAGACAAGGAGGAUGAAUUGGUGACGAUUCGCAAGCUGUUCUUGAAUCAUCGUUGUCAAUUUGGGCUGAGCGUGCCCCAAUCGGCACUGGAAGCGCUGAAGCAUGGGAAACCGCUCGACGAAGAACACAUGCAUCCUGUCCUCCUCCACGCCUGUCAGCUACUCGGCUAUAUGCUCGCUCGGCACUUACAACAUGGGACUUGGGUCCCAUUACCCGGCCAGAGCGACCGCGAAGCGGAGCAGAUUCAGCUUUGCCUUGGUGCAAUGAAAGAUGCUUCGACGGUGUCGUAUUUGCAGACACUUGGGCUCAUGUCGAGCUACUUCUUCAACAAGGGCGAUCUCGUGCGAGCACGAGACAUGAUUGAGAACGCGUACAGGCAUUUGCAGGAAACUGGAUGGAUGGAGACACUAUCGGGCCCAGAUUCUGAAAAGGAACCAGAGCCCGCAGAGCCCAGUUGGGGCUUUUCAGCCGGACCGAAGACCAAGGCAGAUCAGGCCGAAGCCGCGAUUGCUCAAAUCGUGUAUCUGGAUCUGGUGCACAUGCUCAUCCUGAAACUUCCUUCGUUGCUUUGCGAGAGUGCUCGAGACCGACUAAGGGACCAAAUGGACCGACCACGUUCAAACGCCGAGGUCAAUUUCCUUCGCGCCAAAAGUGCACUGCUUCUCUGGGAUGCGCAGCAACUGGCUAAAGAAUACCCCGGGAAAAGCUCACCCGAAGCAUUGUUCACUGGUUGGCACGAACAACUGUGGAAAUUGAUGGAAUCCAUCGCCGUGCAUCGGAGCUUCCUUUCGUUGACGCUGAACAAGGGUUCUUUCUGUCCGAAGUUGCGCUUCAUCAUGCUGAGCAUCAAAGUCUGCAUGAUUCUGACGAUGACGGCCCGAAUCACACUGACCGAAGUGUUCGAAGUAUCCAACAAGGAGAUGUUCGCCUCGAGAAUCGAUGCAUGCUUAGAAAUCAUGAGCAUCACCAAUGACUUGAGUCCGGAGGAUUGCGAAUAUCUCGAUCCCGUUCUUUCCGUUUGUUGGACCGCGCUAAUCAAACUCGUGGAUUCCUGCACACACCAGCCAACGCAUGUCAAGCAGACCAUGAUGCACGACCCUGCGGCCCUGGCGUCUGUAAUCCGGGAUCGCAACCAGACCUUGCAGAGACUGCUGCCAUUUACACUCACCUUGAGCGAUCCUCCGUCAGAUGCCUCUCAAUUGCCAUGAUGGACUGCGUUGAACCCCGCUCCUUGUCUUGCUUUUGUUUUGUUCUAGCAACGGACUUUAAAUAAUCGCUAUCAUCUCUGUACCUUAAUACUAUUGCAAUUCAUUCGUUUCUCUCUCGUCCUGAUACAGCUCAAUUGCAUGCGAGCAGCUAGAUGUAUGGUUACUCACAAAUACUGGCCACAGGGCAUCCGUGCUCUCCCGACGCGGACAUAAGAACCUCGUCCGUUUCUCUCCCUGUUUCAAGGAUGCGAAAGCUUCAGGCAGUUGACGGCGUGCCGUAUCCCGCAUCAUUGGAAGAGGGUCAACUCCUGGCAUUGGAUCGGGCACAGUGAAUGCGUCUGUGAAGUUCUGCACCGCGGAUGAGACAAAGUAUGUGGCACAGGAAAGACAGGUCUGACAGUAACAAAACCUUUCCAAGCACCGGCCACUCGCUUUGACAUGUUUCUACUCGCUUUCGAUGACAUCGAUGGAGACGCCGACUGCUCGGCCUCAGACUCAGCCGGUUUUUCGUCCAUGGAGGGAUUGAAGCUAGUGAUGGAAGAAUGCUGCGAGCUGACGGAAGAUGUUGAUUGGCCAGAGCAGAAAGAGGAAACAGACGUGCGGCGAGAAGGAGACGAGGCAGGGAAGCUUGUUUUUGUGGAGAAGAAAAGUGCUGGGUCUUCCACCUCAUAUCGAAUCAUCCUAUUGGCGUCACAAUGUCGUCCUGGCUUCUCCCCUCUACGUCUGCUGCUGGCAGGCUGCUCGCCGCACGCGGACUGACUCCUCCAGCUAUGUUCUCCGCACUGGCACUCUCCGUCGUCGACACCCUCUCCCUCCUGAAGCUCAGCCCACGAGAAUCUCCGCAGAUCUAAUGAGUCCCGGAUCACACGGCGUUUCCAGCCGUCUACCCGCUGUUGGUGGGUAGCUUUCAAGUAGGCUGAGUGUAUACAUUGAGAAGCAUCAUAGUCUGUUUGCUUGAGGACCGGAAUGAUGAUGCCGGUGGCAAGGAAGACGUUCGGAGCGGGGGGAUAGAAUUCAUGAUACUUUUGCUUAGGCUUGAAAGAGAACUUCGAGGAGGAGGAGGCCUGGACUCCAGGCAUGAUAGUCGUCAACGAGAGAAGAGGGAGCCCCAGUACAGCGUAUGCCCUGCAUUCUCAGUGUCCGAGACAUGUAGGCGGAUCAGCGAGAUGGGGCCAGUACAUAAGUUAAUUGAAACCGUCAAGAGAUUCAGAUUGUCCGUCACGUUAUCGUUGAUUACGUGAUUAUGUCGUCUGCGGUACCUUAAAGUUCUGCCCCGGACUUCCUUGGCCUGUAGAUUUCCUACUCAAUGCUGCCAAACAGGUCAAAGGACAUUCAAUUAUAGCUAUCGCCUGGCAUAUGUACAUGUGUGACCAGCAGUCAGUCAAUCAAAUCCCAAUCUUACCAGAUGCGUCCUUGUCCACUCCCAUCCAACGUCGCCAUGCAAGUCGAACACCGCGUUUCCACACCGUCUUGGAUCACCAGCUACUUCACCUCCCAGAAACAGCAGAAGAUUGUGCAUGAAGCUUUGAGGAAACGGGAACGUGCUCGCCAGGCCAUUCGCAGUUACCAUUUGGAAGGACUCCAAAAUCCACCUAAAGACGUUCCUCGGCCCAUCUUUGACUUCUAUUCGAUCGCACAAGGGACUCAUCCUGAUCAUGAACGGAAGAACCGUUAUUGUGAUAUCGUUCCAUACGACAGGACGCGCGUUCUUGACCCAAGGGACUCUCAGCGAUACUUGAAUGCGUCAUGGGUACUUGAAAGAUUCGGUCACAAAUGGUGGAUCGCAGCCCAAGCCCCUUUACCGCAGACAUUCCACGCGUUCUUGUCCUUGCUCCAAUAUCCAUCGACCCUCCCCUCACGGACGACGGAUGGACCGAGAAGUACACGAAUACGGACAAUUGCUCAGCUCACACCGUUCAUCGAGGGCGAUCGAAGAAAGGCGCACGAAUAUCUGCCAACCAGAGUCGGCCAGAGUCGCGUGCACUCACCGGAGGCAGGAAAUCAAAGCCCUGCGUUGAGUUUGAGAUUGCUCCAGGUUGAGCAGAUUGAAGAAGCGUGCUGCAUCAAAUCCACUGUUUCCAUGUUUCCUGAAGGCGACGAAAGCAAGACAGUCAUCUUCCAUCAUCUAUUUUACACAGCGUGGCCCGAUCAUGGCGUCCCCGAAGGGAAAGACGAAGAAGGUCUAAUGGCUUUCCUUCGUCUGGUGGAUAGUUCGAAUAGAAACGAUUCGGACGACCCUGAUCCACCGAUUGUGGUCGGAUGCAGUGCAGGUGUUGGCCGGACCGGAACUUUCAUUGCUCUCUCCUCAAUUCUCCGUUCCUAUGACUUUCUCCCCAAACCCAGCUUCCCUGACGAGUUGUCGGCUGACUCGCCACUGGGUCCCUUGCCAUCCGCUCUUGACAGCGACGUCGUUGCCCAGGAAGUCGAUUCCUUGCGCGAGCAGAGGACCACGAUGGUCCAACAAGACUCGCAACUGCAGAUCAUAUAUGCUCUUCUCCGUACUGCCUUUCGUGUUUGAAACUGAUGCGAGUCGUGUAUGCAUGUCCUUAGUGGAAUAUUAUCAGUCCGAUCUGAAAGUGGAGUGUCUGGAUGCCCUCCAGGCCAGCCCUUAUCACACACAUCCUCGAGAAAUCGCGCAAUUAGAAUGACAAGCGCACGCAAGAUGAUAGCGAAGUCGUCCCCGGUCAGACCGCAUACAAGAGAGUGAAACUGCUUUAUAAGGAGAUGAUUUCCCUAUGUCACUUCUUACCUUGUUCCGCAACCUCCAUCAUCUGCCGCGGCGAGCUCGCUCUCCACCAGGACCUUUAAGCGCCCUCAAGUUCUUUGCCACGAAGAUGUCCGUCCCUGCAACUAAACAGGCCAUCGCUUUCAAUCAGCCUGGCGAUUUCGAUGUACUGGAGAAAUUGACUAUUCCGUUGAAAGUCUCUCCCGGCGAAAUCGUCGUCAAGAACGAGUACCUUGGAAUCAACUUCAUCGAUACUGUGAGAACACAAGUCUGUCGGGAAUCGCUAACGUUGAAUGUCCUUUCCAGUAUCUGCGAAAAGGACUGUACCCUUCGAAGGAGUUCCCGGCUGUGAUUGGAACGGAGGCAGCCGGCGUUGUCGUCCAGCUUCCAACAGAUCCUGCUGUUCUCGAGGAUCCCGAUUUCAAGAAGCGGGGCUUCACCGUUGGCUCGAAGGUUGCUGUGGGUUGUGGCACCUUUGGCAUGCACGCCGACUAUGUCUCGCUGCCUUGGAAAUAUGCGAGUGUGCUGCCCGAGGGCGUCUCGACGAGCAUGGGAGCAGCGGCCUUACUGCAGGGCCUCACUGCACUCACUUUCGUCACGGAAUCUCACAACGUUCAGAAAGGAGAGACGAUCUUCGUGCAUACGGUUGCUGGGGGGCUCGGCCUGAUCUUUGCCCAGUUGGCCAAGGCCCGCGGUGCCACUGUCAUCGGAACGACCUCGACACCCGAGAAAGCGGCAUUGGCCAAAGCGCAUGGGGCUGACCACGUGAUACUUUACAAGACGGAAGACACCGUUGCACGCGUCAUGGAGCUCACCAAUGGAGUGGGCGUCGACGCCGUCUUCGAUGGCGUGGGGAAAGACACGUUCGACAACAAUUUCAAAUUGUUGAAGCGCAAGGGAACGAUGGUGUGCGUCGGUAAUGCUUCUGGACCCGUUGCUCCUUUUGCUCCUCUUCGAUUGGUGGAGAAGAACCUGAAGAUUCUCCGUCCGACAGUGGCCAACUACUGCUUCACUCCCGAGGAGAUAUACAAAUACAGAACCGAGCUGUUCUCUCUGGUUGCGUCAGGCGCGUUGAAAAUCAAUAUCCACAAAGAAUACGCUUUCACGCGAGACGCUGCGAUCGAGGCACAGCAGGACUUGACUAGCGGCAAGACCACCGGGAAAUUGCUGAUCAAGGUGGAAUGAAAAAAUAAAAGGGAAACUGUGUAGUUUUGUACUGUACAUUCGAGACAUACGGGAUAUAUGAACCCGAGAUGGCGCCGCUGAUUUUGAUACGGCCGCCAAUCACAGCCACACUCCGCUCUCUUGACCGUGACGCACUCCGAGUAGUCUACUCGACACUCGCGAUCGUCGUAUAUCCCUCCUUCGAUACCUUUGACCAGCCUUGCAGUGGACUCUUAGCUGAUGGACGACAAAGAAAAUCUCAAAACAUCACCGUCACGGCGGCCGCUUCCAACGCCUGGCACUACGCAGGCGCGCGCGCAGCCGUCGAUCGCAGCAGACGAAUCUUCCAGCACUUCUGCUGCGCCGCAACCUACUCAAGCUCACCAAGCCGCGAUUACGACCUCCUCGUCGACGGAGAUGGAGUCAGCAUCCUCCGACACAUCGAUCACUGAACCACCAGCUCCUUCAGAGAGAACGGAUUCGACGGUCAUUCCGGCCUCGAGCUUCUAUGCUUCAAAGACUGGCUCCACAGUCUCGUCAUCCCGGCCGCAGAAUCUAGGCUCGAAUCGCACAGUGGUGUACGAGCGGCCCAGCAGUGCAGCCUCCACCACGGCACACUGGGGGGGAGCAGAGUCGUCGUGGACGUCAGGAGCAUCAUGGGCGGACCCUCUACCAUCUUACGGCGCGUCUGUUUCGAAAGUAUCAAGGCCUGCAAGUCAUAUGGACUUGGACGAUGACAUCCCUCCGUUGGUGCCGGUCGAGGAUACAAUGCAUACAGAUUACAAUGAAAAUGUGGCCUUCGAUGCAUCGGCAUGGUCAACCGGGCCGUCUUGGAGUGCUGCGGAUUACACGUCGCUGGUUCCGAUCGAUGGUCGGGAGAUGAGUGAGGAGGAUGACUGGUGGGAUACGAAGCGGAAGAUCGAGGGACGACCUGGCCCUGGUAUCUUGCCUCCCGUUCUUGCGGACAGCCUCCACAAUCCGGAUCACACACUGUGGUCUGUCUCUCACACUGAGCCUGCACUAGCCCCUGCUGCGGGUGCUACAUCGAAUGCACCUACGUUUGACGAAGUCAGAGCAUCAAAGCCGCACCCAGAUGCGCUUUACUGUCCCAAAGACCACGGUUGGGUCAUCAUUCAAUGGGGCGAGUCAGACACACUCCCUAGGCUGGCGCCAUCGUUUGAAGCGUCAAAACACCAUCCAUUACCCCGACGACCCUCACAGCGAAGUCCGGACAAUUGUGUCGAUCCGUCGGCUGCCAAUGUAACGCAUCAUAUCCAUCGAUACGAAAAGGCUGUUGACGCGCGGCUGCUCAAUGUUCCUUAUCAUCCUGACCGAUGGGCGGCAACGACAUUCGGGGAUGAUGCCAUGGACGUGGACGACGACGAAGGGUCCUUGUUCGACUUGUAUGUGUGUUGCCAAUGUACAUUUUAUCUCGUUCGCUCUCCGGUCAUCCCCGCGGUCAUUCCUAGAUCCCUCUUCGACAAGUUCGUGGACGAGAAGGUGGCGAACCCACCGCCUGGCAGGUCCUCGGAGCGAGCUACCGCGAUGGGGAUGGAAACAUUGUUGAUGGCCAUUGAAAAUAACCUGUGGAAGGGAGAAAUGCGCAUGUUGCGGGUUGAACGAGAAGGUUUCAGGAAGAAAAUGGGCUGGAGCCCUGUCAUCAAACAAGUUUUCGAGUUGUUGGGAUUUCGCACUGAUUCAGUUGACGGAGAACUGUGCCUGCAACCUCCGAUCACAAACCCGGACACACCGCAGGGCAAGCACAACCGCGCGCGUUUCCUUCGCGCCUGGACGGAGAUCGCGGCCUGGACAGCAGACUACGAAAGAAUACAUCCUGCACUCUACCAACAUGAGCAUAAGGGAUACCGUCUCUGGGUGUCUCUCAAGCAUGAGAGGGAGAAUUACCAGAAGGCCACCGGGUCGCAUCCCGAUCAAAUCCCGCGCAACGAUUACAGCAGUGAGAUCCGAAGCGAACUGGAGAAGAAGUUCCAGGACUGGAGAGUCCUGGGACUGACACCCAUCACCUUCUCUGACGAGCUGUUAACAUUCGCCUACUUGGCACAAUGCCGAUGCGAUCCUCGAAACACCAUCCAGUACUACACAAAACUUCGCUCGAUCGCCAUGACAUUAGCGGCCGUCGUCCCUGAUGUUCCUCUGGUUACUCAAUUGCUGCACAACGAAUCGGAGCGUGGUCGAUUCACGUACGAGGACAUUCAAGCUGCGGCACAAAUCCUGGGCUUCGGCGCUGAGGGGUCUCUCAGGGUGGAAUACGAGACGGAUGUUCCUGACGAGUUUGUCGAGAAUGCAUGGAAGGAGUGUAUCAAGCGAUCUUGGCGAGAUUCGGCCGACGGAACGGUGCUGCAGAGCGAGGCAACCAAAGCACUGAAAAUCUUAGCACAAUCACGUGCAAGUCACACGUUGAUGCGCGUGUGGGAGCAGGGUAAAAACGGUGUGAUGAGCCCCGAGAAGGCAUAUCUCACGAUCGAAGUCCCGGAGACGACAGACGAUGAUAUGCUCAUCACAAUCUACAACAUGAGGAUCGAAGACGCUCCUCUGCAGAUGGACAAGAUGCGAGAGGCUUUGACAGUCAUUGCCGAAGUGCGCGACAGUGAGCGGCUACGCAAACUUUUGAACACAGGCACAGAUCCUGGUUUCAUUGCUCCUCAGACAAGACCCGAUCUUCCUCGCGGCCUCAAUCAACUGGGAAACACCUGCUAUCUUAAUUCACUACUCCAAUACUUCUACACUAUCAAAGACUUGCGCAACGCCGUGGCGCUAAUGAAGGAAUCCGGUGUCAAAGCCGCCGAGGAGGAUAAACUCACUGAUGAUGAUCUGAAGCGGCACCGAGUAGGAGGCCGAUUGGUUACUAGGAGGGAAAUAGUCCGGUCUAAGAAAUUCAUAUCCCUCUUGGCAUCUUUGUUCUUCGAUCUCGAAUAUGCAGAACACCCUGCUGUCACUCCAGCCCUCGAGCUGGCCAAGCUGGCUCUGGUGACGUCCAAGGACGAAGAAGAGGACGAAGACAAGGGGGGCACCGACUCCUCAAACGACACAGAUGCUACCCUGGUCGAGGAUGGUCCUGCCCGCGCGACCAAUCCAGAUUCCAUGGAUGUCGAUCCUCCAAGAACAACAUCGCCUGUGCAAGGCGAAGCCGGUUCUUCCAAGAAGCCACCGCCGUUGCCCCCUCGGAAGCCAACCGAGUCUAGCUCGACGAUGAUGUUCGGCAAACAGCACGAUGUUGCCGAGUGCAUGGACAACUGCAUGUUCCAGAUCGAGACAGCUUUGCUCAGAUUUGAUGGCAUGCAGGAUGACAAGACGAGUGUUGUCAAACGACUGUUCUACGGGAAGAUCCGGCAGCGCAUCUAUUCAGAGGCCGCGCGAUCAUCUGUGCAUGAGAAAGAGGAUCUCUUCUCCCAUCUUCCGGUCAACGUCAACGAUGAAGGAGUGGACAUCUACGAUGGCUUGAGCACCUACUUCGAUGAUGUUGUCGAGUUCGAGGGAAAUAAGGCGCGAAUGGAAGUCACAUUGGUGGAGACCCCUCCGUUGUUACAGAUCCAGUUGCAGAGAGUCCAAUUCAAUCGAGAGACGCUGCAGCCAUUCAAGUCUCAGGCCUACGUCAAAUUCGGAGAGACCAUCUACAUGGAUCGCUUCCUGGACAGUGCCGAUCCCCAGAAGAAGUCUCGCGGGAAAGCGAUCCAGGCUGAGCUGAACAAGAGCAGAGAGCGCGUUCGUGAAUUGCAAACCAGCAAGAACAAGCACACAUUCAGCUCAAAGCUGGACAAAGCGACCCGUUACUUGGCUUUGGUUCAAAGCGUGACGUCUCUGGAACAAGAUGUCUUGGAAUCCAUGAAGCAAGACCAGGCACGCAUCGGCGAAGAGAUCGAGGAGGAAAGGGCUCGUGCUCGCCAGCUCAAGGAAGAACUGGAGGCCCUCUGGCAGGACUCCACUGAUGCACCAUACGAAUUGACCUCUGUCUUCAUCCAUCGCGGGUCCUCACCUUCAUUCGGCCAUUAUUUCUUCUAUUCCCGCCAUUUGCCAGAAGCCCCGGAUGCUUGGUUCAAGUACAACGAUUCGGAUGUCUCAGAUGUUGCGAAGAGCGAGGUUUUGGCCGACACCACGGGCUCUACUGCCAAUCCCUACUUGCUUGUGUUCGCUCGGAAAGGCUCUGAAAUCGUUGAUACUGUCAACCGAGUCGAGGUGGUCGCUGAUCUAUAGCCUAAAUAUUCCACAUUGUAUCGUUACCCUCGGCAUUAUUUAACUGUAUCGUUGCUCUCUUGUACUCGUCAAAUGGUGCGUAGCGGAUUGGGCUGGGAACAAGGUCGGAAACAAAGCCUAAACACCACAGCUGGGAUGUACUCACCAGAUAAGCCAGCCGCUCAGUCCGUCUUGGUCUCCUUCGUCUUGCUGUCUUGCUGGGCGGCGAACUCUCCCUCCAAGGAUUCCAACAGCGAGUCCAGAUUCCCGAUGAGAGAGUCUAGUUUGCUCUCCACGCCUUUUGCUACACCGUUCGCACUUUCAAGGCGCGAAAGCAACUCCGCCAAGUUCGCCUCCCCUGCUUCGUCCAACGUCCCUUUGGAGAGGAGAUCGGUCAGCUCGGCGAGAUCGGCUUCGAUGGACGCGUCCAGCCGAGGUUCAGUGGAGCCAUCUGAGGCAGUUUUGAUUUCUGAAGAGUCGUUCACUUUGUCUGGAGAUCCAUCUGCGCUCGCGGACAUGAGAGAGGCAAGUAAGCGAAAGCGUGAUGAGUGCCCGUGAUCGGUGAUCCCCAUGUGAUGCGCUCCAACUUGGCCUGUAAUUGAACUGAUCAAAGGGGGAUACUUACGGCCAUGUCAACUUCCCUCAGAUCACGGCUGGCCACCCUCCUAGACGCAUUGCCUGUGGCGGAAUCGAAGCCAUGGGACCAAGGCACGAUAAAGGAGCUCGUGGAAACUGCGCUUUCCGACCUCGGAACCACGUCGGCACCAGAGAACCGCAAGACCCAAUGGGAGAUCCUGCUCAGGCAGGAAUUCUUCAACCUCGCGAGGGAUGAGAGUCGAGCCUUGAAGGAUCCGAACACGCUUUACUAUGCGCGCCUGCGCCUUCUGCUCGAUGUCACUUUGGCCUUCGCCGAAGCAGAGGCGCUCGAGCAGCAAGUCCCGUUCGAAAUCUUGCGCGACAUGUUCGAGACGCACACGAUCCAGUCCUGCUCGCAUAUCUUCUCGUGGAUCGAAGAGCGCUCCGCCAGACUCACUGCAGGGAUGGCUCCACAAAAGGGCAAAUCCCUCAUCCUCUUGCGCACACUCAACGACCUUCUCCGACGACUCUCCAAGAUGGGCUCGACGACGAUCUUUUGUGGACGAAUAUUGACGUUCUUGAGUGGCGUGUUUCCGCUGGGAGAACGCAGCGGUGUCAAUCUACGAGGAGAGUACGGACCUACUUGGGAAGGCGUGCAUAUUCCGGUCAAACCUCCGACCCCAGCAGCGCCAGAACCAGAGCCCGGACAGGAUGUGGUCAUGACAGACAAGAAAGAGGAGGAGGACGGGAAGGAGAAAAUGGACGUCGAUGGCGCGAAGGCCGAAGACAAGAAUGCAGGUGUGGGAUCCAUUGCACUGUUAGAUUCUACUCAACGAGGCCUCAGUGUUCUACAACACGUUCUGGUCGCUCCAACUCCCAUUUUCCAACCCACACUUUUCUCUCAGCCGGGAACCAUUGAGAAGUUUCAGGAGGCAGUCAACAUUGUGCUUCCUGCUAUUAAGGAGGCCACUGCAAAGGAACGCGCCAUGAUGGGCAGCCGAGGGGGUGGCGCUGGAUCCUUGAAGCGCAAACGCGAAACUGAACCGGCAACGGAAAGCAGCGCUGUAACAGAAUACUUCUUUGCCAAAUUCCUGACUAGCCCGGAUCUCUUGGAGCUCGAGAUUGCCGACACUCAAUUCCGCCGACAAGUCCUCUUUCAACUUGCCGUGCUGCUCGCCCAUCUCCAGACAUUUACCAAGGCUGAGAAAGCCACCUGGGUCAACAUCCGCAAUCGCUCGUUGCACAUGGACUUUACAUUAGAGCCUCCUCAAGCGGAAUGGGCACAAGAGACGUUCAACAAAGUGAUGGAUGAGCUGAAGCAGACCGCGCCUAACGGUCGCGCUUUCGCGGAAACCACCAGCGCCAUUCUCGAGCGAGAGAAGAACUGGGUGAAGUGGAAGUGCGAUGUCUGUGCUGCGUUCGACAAAGAUCCGUGGUCGACCAUGAUCGGGGACCACAAGGUUGGACUCGAAGAAGCGACACGAGAAGUUCGAUUGAAGAUGCGGGAGCGACUAGAGGAGUUCCCUCAUGAAAUGGGUUCAGCUUCGUUGACGGAGAUCUGGCAGAUGGGGUAUAGAGGUCUUGAAGAUGUACAGAUGCCGUUCCGCCCUGGAGAUGUUUCGUCAUUUCUGCAAAAGAUCAAGCGAGAAGACGCCAGGAUUGAGAUGCGACAGAAGAGGUUGGACGCUGCCGCCGAGCACAAAGCUGCGAUGCAAGCUAAACUCAAGGCUGAACAAGAGGCCGCCGCCGCCGCCGUGAUAUCCCCGGAUGCAGCGGUAACAACAGAAGAUGUCUCCAUGAAUGAUGCAACGCCAGCUGCGACUGCGUCAGCUGUUGUCGCACCACCCAUACACCCAUCGCUGCCAGCCAAGCCGGGGACCCCGGCCCUGAGUGCCGCACCGGCCCUACCAGACCCGGUAGCACCUGCACCAGCCCCGGUCGUAAUACCCGUGGUAGCACCUGCACCAUCCACAGAUGAGAUGAUCAUCAAGUUUGAGGAGAACAAGCAACGGGAAGCCUGGCUGGCUCUACGAGCGGCCCGGGACCAGCAUCUGCAGCACUUUGGCAAGAUCGGCACAGGCGAUAUCGAACUUCUGGUCAAGGAGAUUGAGGCCGAGGCUGAAAACGCAGGAAUCCGACAACCGGAGACGAAUCUGAGGCAGCUGGGACAAAAGCACCUUCCCCGUCUGAUAAUGUCAGCGACGAGAAGGAUGAAAGUGGAAGCACAACAAAGACAGAUGAUGGAGAUGUUCCAAUGGGGUCGAAAGUCCUCGUUACGGGUGGAGCAGGCUACAUCGGUUCGCUUUGCUUCCGCAUUCGCUCUAGCGGAAGAAACUGACCAGUCCUUACUGGCAGGCUCGCACGUAAUCUACACACUCCAGAAAACGAGACGAUACAAGGUCAUCUCCAUCGACAACGGCCACAACUCGCACCCCAAUGCACUCGCACGCAUUUCCGCGCUCUCACGCAGCGAACUCCCGGAGAACACCUCGGAGCGGGACAUCGAGACAACGGAGAUCGAGAGCUACAGCUGUGAUCUCACGAGGAAGGAGGACAUUCGGGGGGUGUUUGAGAAGUAUGGCAAGGGCGGCAUAUGGGUUGUAGUGCACAUCGCUGCCUAUAAGCCGUCGGAGAGUCGACGGAGGUCCCACUCACGUAUUACGAGAACACGUCGCCGCUACGCUCUACUUGCUCCAGGUCAUGGCCGCGUUCGACUGCACGAUAGUGUACUCGUCCUCGCGACCGUCUACGGGAUCCCACCCGAGAUCCCGAUAUCCGAAACGACACGGCUGAAAGCCGACAGCCCGUAUGGGAGACGAAAGUCAUGUGCGAGACGAUCAUGGACGACUUGUGCCCGGUCAGUCAUCGGCUCCGACGUCCUCGUGCUCCCGCCACUGACCUCCCCGCUACAUCCGACUCGAAGGUGGUCUGCUAUCUCCCUGAGAUACUUCAAGUGCGUAGAUUAG